Messenger RNA from Racocetra persica, 218 nucleotides. The record is from the annotation of a GenBank genome assembly. NCBI's taxonomy places the organism in Eukaryota, Fungi, Glomeromycota, Glomeromycetes, Diversisporales, Gigasporaceae.
AUACUAAUGGACUCUCAUGAUGUCAAUAUAAUGGUUUCAACCAUUACACAUCCACUCCAGGAGUCACAUUCACCUCAAGAAUCACAAGAGUUACAUUCCUUCCAAGAGUUAUAUUCCCCUCAAGAGUCAUGUUCACCUCAAGAGUCAUGUUCGCUCCAAGAAUCAUACGAAUCAUGCUCGCUUCAAAAAUCGUGCGAAUCAUGUUCGCUUCAAAAAAC